Molecule: messenger RNA, 2085 nt
Organism: Meyerozyma guilliermondii ATCC 6260
Lineage: Eukaryota; Fungi; Ascomycota; Pichiomycetes; Serinales; Debaryomycetaceae
Product: Zn(II)2Cys6 transcription factor
Exons: 1
Coding region: 1-2085 (694 amino acids)
Biological process (GO): DNA-templated transcription; regulation of DNA-templated transcription
Molecular function (GO): DNA-binding transcription factor activity, RNA polymerase II-specific; DNA binding; zinc ion binding
Source: RefSeq, a predicted model, not a curated record
AUGAGCGAAAAUCGCCCAAAACCAAUCAAAGUGUUUGGUCGGAGUCACUAUGCUUGUACACGAUGCAAAAUAAGCAAGAUCAAAUGUUCCGGUGAACGUCCAGCAUGCUCCAAUUGCAAAACAGUGAACCGUGGGAGCGAAUGCAUCUACCCUACCAAGGAUCGUAAGGUUGUGGUGAUGGAAAGUGACUUGAAUCGACUUUAUGCUCGAGUCAACCAAGUUGAAAUGCUUCUCAAACAAGAUAAAAAAGCCACUUCCAGCAUAUCCAAUAGCAUUGAUGGUCUUAAGCAUUCCAGUGAAAGUGCCAUACAAAAGAGAGCACCGUUGACGGGGGUUCUGUCGUAUCAAGAGGCAAAUUCUUUCGGAGAAAAUUUCUUGAUUCCCGAUUACCAAAAUGAAAAAUUCCCUUCUGGUCAUUAUGACUACAUGCAAUAUCAAAUGCCUCCCCAACAGUACACUUUGAGCUUAAUUGAUACCGUAUACCGCACAUACUCAUCGGAAUUCUACUUAUUGGACUUACCAGUACUACUCAACAUUGUCGAUACCUGCUACCGAUUCUAUGCCGAUCUUGAAACCGCCCGCCGUCAAAACUCUCCAACGUUGCCUCAACCACCUUCCCAGGUUUCCUUGUGUUAUCUUUUCAUUAUCAUGGCUUUUGGUGAACAACUUCUCAACAUUGUUCGUCCUCCUACUAAUGUCCCUCCCAAUGACAUCGCUCACACCGUUCCAGGAAUGCGUAAUUAUUUAUUAGCAUCGUCGCUUUUUCCACUCAAUCACGAAAUAGUGGACUUGCAAUUCAUUCAAAGUGCAUUGCUCUUAGCACUCUACUUGGCAAAUUUGAAUCGGUACAAUACAGUCUAUAAUUAUUUUGCAGUUGCCGUUCGUUCAGCAAUUGCUAAUGGAUACCACAGACAACAGGAACGGCCAGCGGAAUUGGAUCCUGAAGAGUAUAAAGUUUAUAGAAUUCGUGAAGAAAAGACAAAGCUCUUGUGGUGGACUGUUUUUGUCAUCGAUGUGGGUUGGGCUGCCAAAAUGAAUAUGCCCGUACAUCUUGAUUAUACCGAUACCGAUGUCGACCUCCCUUGCGAAAACACUUUUGAUAUUGGUGAUCCAUUUGAUAGAGUGAUCCUUGAAAAUAACGUUCAUUUGGCCAAGUAUGUGGCGAAGUACAUUCGUCUCAUUUACGGGCCCAAUAUUCGAACUUUUUCCUUGAACUAUAUCAACACCGACAAAUUCAAUCAGAGUCUACUCAUCAAGAACAUUACGGGAUGUCUAAAUGAGCUUUUGACAAAUUUUGAAGAACUUAUUUUGGAACAGUACCGUAAUGCCAACUUGAUUCAAAAGGCUGGACGGGUGGUAGCCAAUUUAUUCUUGCGUUACCACCAGCUCUUGAUCUUGAUCACCAGACCAUUGCUUUCACUAGUGUUCAAUAGCCAGUCCUCAAGCAUAAUCGAGAACCCCAAGCAAGUUGAAACAGCCAUUUCCAAAGGCAUUGAAGCAGCCAGUGCUACCACCGAAUUGCUCUUGAGGUUGUACGAAUAUAACAGACUAUUUCUUCUGGGUUUCUUUGACAGUCAGCAUCUAUUUUCAGCGAUUCUUAUCCAUAUAAUGGCAGCAUUUACUGGACGUCGAUUUGAAUUACUUGAUGCUGGCAUAGCUUUGCUCAAGUUCAUGGCAUCUCAGGGUAAUGUGAACGCUCAGAAUUGCAUGAACAAACUUUUUGUUGUGAACCAAAUAUUGACAAAGAUUGACGAGGUGGACUUUGAACUCAAUUUAGAAGCUCAAAUCCAGGAUUAUGUGACCGUUAAGGAAAUCAACACCUUUUCCGAUUUACCCUAUUACAAUUCUUUCAGUUCAAGUGUUUCAAGAUGCUAUCAGAAAGAAGGUGGAAAAGGGUUCAUUGAGAUGAAUCUUUUUGAUGCUGAAGGAGAACUUGCUAAUCCGUCCAUGAAAAAUCUCAGCGAAAAUACCCAGGAACUCAUUUGCGACGUCAUAAGUAAGAUCCAAGCAUGGGACAACUUCAGAGGUCUUCCCAUCAGCAUAUACGGAACCGAAAGAACCAGAAAGUAUUUGAGAAAACAGUGA